Molecule: messenger RNA, 1002 nt
Organism: Daucus carota subsp. sativus
Lineage: Eukaryota; Viridiplantae; Streptophyta; Magnoliopsida; Apiales; Apiaceae
Product: ADP-ribosylation factor
Exons: 7
Coding region: 189-734 (181 amino acids)
Biological process (GO): vesicle-mediated transport; intracellular protein transport
Cellular component (GO): cytoplasm
Molecular function (GO): GTP binding; GTPase activity
Source: RefSeq, a predicted model, not a curated record
AAUUCAGAAUUACUUAAAAAUUUCUGUUCUGAUCUGAUCUUUUGAACAACAGCAUAGUGCUCCGCCACACACAAACACGCAUAUAUAUGAUUUUAAUUGUGGAAUUUGUAUGAAUUUAUUCUGAGUGUUCAGAUCUCUGUAUUGUUAGGUUAUAAAACGAUUAGAUUUGUUUAUCAGGAUACGCAAAGAUGGGGCUUUCUUUCACCAAGCUCUUCAGUCGUUUGUUUGCCAAGAAAGAAAUGCGCAUACUUAUGGUGGGUCUCGAUGCAGCUGGUAAAACAACGAUUCUCUACAAGCUCAAGCUGGGAGAGAUAGUUACUACAAUUCCGACCAUUGGAUUUAAUGUGGAGACUGUGGAGUACAAGAACAUCAGCUUCACUGUUUGGGAUGUCGGCGGCCAGGACAAGAUCCGUCCUUUGUGGAGACAUUACUUUCAGAACACCCAGGGGCUCAUCUUUGUGGUUGAUAGCAAUGAUCGAGAUCGUGUGGUAGAAGCAAGGGAUGAACUACACAGAAUGCUGAAUGAGGAUGAGUUGAGAGAUGCCGUGCUACUUGUAUUUGCAAAUAAGCAAGAUCUUCCAAAUGCAAUGAAUGCUGCUGAGAUUACCGAUAAACUUGGUCUUCAUUCCCUCCGUCAGCGCCACUGGUAUAUCCAAAGCACUUGUGCCACCUCAGGUGAGGGUUUGUACGAGGGGUUAGACUGGCUCUCAAACAACAUAGCAAACAAGGCAUAAUCACCUCACUUAGGGUUUGCAUGUUUGUGGAGGCCAGCUAAGAAGUUUUCUCAUUGCUUUCGUUCUUAAGGGAUCUGUAUUGUGUACCAUGUUAACGCUGACAUCUUUUCUUACUAUGUUCAAGGUCUCUUUUCCAGAUAUUGUGGUUCUUUAACUAUAGUAACAAAUGAAUUUGUGGAUACAAAUGAAUUUAUAUGAUCUAAAUCGUAUCUGCUUUGUUGAACGUAUCCAAGUACAAUCUGCGAACUAGAAGCAGUUUUUUCUUCUA